This is a messenger RNA of Hermetia illucens (black soldier fly), 1323 nucleotides long. RefSeq lists its product as uncharacterized. The coding region runs from base 1 to 1323 and encodes 440 amino acids. The record is from RefSeq and is a predicted model, not a curated record. NCBI's taxonomy places the organism in Eukaryota, Metazoa, Arthropoda, Insecta, Diptera, Stratiomyidae. The transcript has a single exon.
AUGGAUAAUCAAUUCUUCACUUAUAAUCCUUACCCCACGGACGUGGAGAUAAUAGUCCUUGAUUCAAAUAGCAGACCAGGUGAUUGGUUUUUCGAUAAGGUUAAAAAUCUACGGAGAUACAAACUGAGGUAUCCCAUGCAGUCAGAUUUACCACGCACCAUGACUUACGUUGAUCGUAAAGGAAGGCGAAAGUUCGGGGGCUACUUCUUUAAGAUAGUGUUAAGUUUCCUUGAAAGACACAAUGCCCAAUUGCUGGAAUUUGAAAGACCAACGAACAUUCAUACUACAUUGGAUCUAUUCGAAAGCCUUUACCUGAGAAAUAUCGAUUUAGUGGCAUAUGGAAUCCAUUGGGCUGGGUCCGAUGCUUACUCUUAUACUCAUACCUACCCUGUAACAAUGGAUCAGAUGUGCAUAGUCACACCAUAUCAGCAUGAGCUACCUCGGUAUUUUUACUUCCUACUUCCUUUUGAUGGUUCAACUUGGAAGCUAGUUGGAUGUAGUGUUUUGAUAUUUGCCGUCUUGCAAGGGUUUAUUGAGAUGCUUUCUCCGCCUUUUACUUGUAAUUUCAACAGCCUCAUAUUUCAAAGUUUCAGGAUAAUAGUCUGUCAACCACACUUUGUGCAGAGGUUGACACAGCGCAAGGCAUAUAUAUUGUCUUCCAUACUCAUGCUAUUCCUUGCCGCGACCUUGGAGAGCGUCUACACAAGCUUACUUACCAGCUUCUUCACAAAAUCAAUAAUGAGCAACCAGAUCAGUACCUAUGACGACAUUGUUCAAACUGGUACAAAAAUUAUGUUAAAGGACACUCUUUACGAUGACAAUGAAUUUUUCAAGUAUGUUCCUACCAAAUACUUCCCAAGUAUUGUCCGUGGUGAAGUGAUGGAUAUGGAGAAAUAUAUUUUGCAGAUGAAUACAAGUUUGGGUUAUUACCUAACCGAGGACUUCAUUGAUGUCGUCUACUGGACCCAAAAAGCUGCCUCAUACAAAUAUUUCUACUUGACGAAAAUAUGUCAUGAGAAGGUUUUCCUAAUAAUACCGUUGGAAAAGGACUCACCCUUGAGAACAAAUUUUGAUGACUUGAUCCUGAGAUGCUGGAGUGCCGGCCUCAUUGAGAAAUGGAAAUCCGACUUUGUUUAUGAAAGCAUUGAAGCAGGUCUUUUACGGAUUGAAGUAAAAAGUGAAACCGCAUUGCUUAAGUUGACAUGGGAGGACCUUAGUUAUGCGUGGCAUAUUUAUUCGUUUGGUAUUUGUAUAAGUACUGCCACUUUCAUUUUCGAAUAUUUGAUGAUUUUACCAAGAAUUAAAUAUUUUCUGAAAAAAUAA